This is a messenger RNA of Pararge aegeria (speckled wood butterfly), 373 nucleotides long. RefSeq lists its product as uncharacterized. The record is from RefSeq and is a predicted model, not a curated record. Gene Ontology annotation, cellular component: mitochondrial inner membrane. Gene Ontology annotation, biological process: mitochondrial electron transport, ubiquinol to cytochrome c. The transcript has a single exon. The coding region runs from base 135 to 311 and encodes 58 amino acids. Lineage: Eukaryota; Metazoa; Arthropoda; Insecta; Lepidoptera; Nymphalidae.
AUCUAGAGGUCUGUCACUGUGCUGUCAAAUCAUUACUGGUCUGUGGAUCUUUGAUCACAUCUGUUCACUGCUAGAAACAUUGACGUGCUUUUACGUAACAUUUUUCUUCCGAAUAAGUAUACUUGCCAUCAAGAAUGCUGGGCAGGAUUGGCAGGAAGCAGGCAGCGGUAGCGGCGAGCUUUGUCUCGUCCGCGGCGGGGUAUGGUGGCUGCGCCUUCCUGGCGCUGCUGUACGUGACCGACUGGAAGGUGUUCGUCACAAAGAUCCCCUACUACGGCAGCCAGUUCAAGGAUCUGCCGCCCAGCGAAUGAGCCUAAGCGAGACUGUGUUUCUUGUAAUUUAUCUAGUGUAAUAUAAGUUAUAGUACAUGUAA